AUGGUGGCGGAGUACGUGACCGGGCGGCAGUUCCGGGAGGGCCUGCGCCGGCCCAUGCCGGGGGCGGCGGCCCGGGGGCUGGGGCAGCGGCCGCGGGUGGUGCCCGCCUUCACGCCGCAGUCCCGCCAGCGCGGCACCGUGGUGGCUCCGCCCAAGGCCAGCGCCCCCCAGCGGCGCGCCCCCGACAGGCCCACGGCCUUCCGCAGGUUCUACGCGCGCGGGGACUACCCGCUCGCCCUGGAGUUCGACACGUCCGGCUUCAAGAUCGCCUGGAAGGUGGAGCUGGAGAAGCUGGACUACGAGCACUACCUGCCGCUGUUCUUCGACGGCCUGCGGGAGACGGAGCACCCCUUCAAGUUCCUGGCGCAGCGCGGCAUCGAGGACAUGCUGGCGCACGGCGGCGCGCGCAUCCUGCCCGUCAUCCCGCAGCUCAUCAUCCCCGUCAAGAACGCGCUCAACACGCGCAGCCCCGAGGUGAUCUGCACCACGCUGAAGGUGCUGCAGAGCCUGGUGCUGAGCCACGAGGUGGUGGGCGAGCUGCUGGUGCCCUACUACCGCCAGAUCCUGCCCGUGCUCAACGUCUUCAAGGACAGGAACGUGAACCUGGGCGACGGCAUCGACUACAGCCAGCUGAAGCGGGAGAACGUGGGCGACCUCGUGCAGGAGACCUUGGAGCUGCUGGAGCAGCACGGCGGGCCCGAGGCCUUCAUCAACAUCAAGUACAUGGUGCCCACGUACGAGUCCUGCGUCCGCAACUAGUCGCGAUCCACUUCUCUGCACGCAUUUCCAAAGUAUACGCGUACUGUUACCUCUCACCGUGUCGCAACUAUUAUUAAACACACCAACUGUUCACCUUGUUACGUGUCUUUAGAGAAUGUAAUGUUUGUUGACAAAUUUUUGGUUACUGUUGAUAUUUUGAACUGUGUGUUAUGUUUGAUGAUACAUUUUAUAAGUUAUUAAAAAGAUUUAUUAUUUUGUCAAUGAAGGGUGUGUUUAGUGCAACUUAAUUACUAAAAUAAGUUUAGUCGAGAAAAUGGUGGGUCAAAGGUUAUUUUUGCUAUACUUACCACAAAAAAAUAUAAAUUCACCCCUUCUUGACAAUGGAAAAUGAAGUAUUCAGGUGAAAUUAAUAUGUAUUGUUAUGCUUGUUAUAGAUUUGGUGCAAAAAUAGGGUGCAUUAAUAUUUGCACAUAAACAUAUGUAUUUGAAAUUACAUGUUACUUAAAUAAAUGGAACACAAGUUA
This is a messenger RNA of Bacillus rossius redtenbacheri, 1244 nucleotides long. Its product is annotated as parkin coregulated gene protein homolog. Bases 1 to 759 code for a protein of 252 amino acids. The transcript is spliced from 4 exons. The record is from RefSeq and is a predicted model, not a curated record. Gene Ontology annotation, molecular function: Hsp90 protein binding; Hsp70 protein binding. NCBI's taxonomy places the organism in Eukaryota, Metazoa, Arthropoda, Insecta, Phasmatodea, Bacillidae. Gene Ontology annotation, cellular component: vesicle; cytosol; neuron projection.